AUGUACCAGAUGUUAUCCUGGUCAAAAACACUAACAAGCCGCCACUCGGCUGUAUAUUUCAAAAUACUGAUCUCUUUUAAAAGAAAGAUUACGAACAAUCCCUGUGUGGUGUAUAUAGGCCAGAUGCGUGAGCACUAUGAAGCUUUAUCACAGUUUGACCAGUUUCUUUCUUCGAUAAUGUCGGAUCCCUUGAAUGCUAAUCCCACCAUCAUCGACGUUUCAGAUUUACCUACACGUCUCUCAGGUGCAAAAACCAAAGACCCCAAGGAUGAAUUAUUAAACUUGGUGUCGACCCUUUCCCUUCGACCCAAAGCGACGAAACAUGAAUUGGGCAUCAGUGUCCCUGACCUUGUAUCCGAUGCUGAAUCUGAAGCUACCCAAGACGAGCUCGAGGAAGAGGAUGAAAAUGAAGAAGAAGAUGUUAUUGAUGCCCAAGAAAUCUUCGACCUCAUUUCUACAAUUUCGGAUCCUGAGCACCCUUUGACAUUAGCUCAGCUCGCAGUUGUUAACCUACCUGAUAUAGAAGUGACUCAUGGUCCAAACAAAGAGAAAGAUAUAUCCGAAGUUCUAAUCAAGAUUACUCCUACAAUCACCCACUGCUCUUUAGCAACUUUAAUCGGGCUCGGUAUUAGAGUACGUUUGGAAAGAUCAUUGCCACCGCGGUUUCGUAUCCGCAUUUUGAUCAAAGAGGGCACUCACCAGUCGGAGAACCAAGUUAACAAGCAACUUAAUGAUAAGGAGAGAGUUGCUGCAGCUUGUGAAAAUGACCAGCUUCUUAAUGUCAUCCUGCAAAUGUUGAGCACUUGCAAGUAG
Molecule: messenger RNA, 813 nt
Organism: Clavispora lusitaniae ATCC 42720
Lineage: Eukaryota; Fungi; Ascomycota; Pichiomycetes; Serinales; Metschnikowiaceae
Product: iron-sulfur cluster assembly protein
Biological process (GO): iron-sulfur cluster assembly
Source: RefSeq, a predicted model, not a curated record